This is a messenger RNA of Vespa velutina, 4653 nucleotides long. RefSeq names its product protein PFC0760c-like (gene Daxx). NCBI's taxonomy places the organism in Eukaryota, Metazoa, Arthropoda, Insecta, Hymenoptera, Vespidae. The transcript is spliced from 4 exons. Gene Ontology annotation, molecular function: histone binding. The record is from RefSeq and is a predicted model, not a curated record. Bases 335 to 2779 code for a protein of 814 amino acids.
CGCGUUCUUAAAUUAUAACUGUAUUCUGUUUAACGAAUGCAUUUCAUUUUGUUUUGAAUUUAUUUGAUUAUUUGAAGAAGUUAAAGAAAGGAUGAAAAGAAAAGCAUUAUUAGAUGACAGAGAUUUCAAUAACAUGUAGUCUAUCGUAAUUAAGCAGUAUUUCACAAAAAAUAAAUUUAUAUCUUAAUAAAAGUUUAAUAUUACUGCUGACUGAAAAAAAGUGUAUCAUCGAUGUGGUUAAAUUCAUGUGUUAACUAUGAACAUUCAUUUAUUUGAUUGAUCUAUCGUUAAUUUCGGUAACGGAAAGAUUUAAGACAAAAUCGAGGUUAUAGUUAUGGAGAAAAGUGAAAUUAUCUAUAUUUCUUCUGACGAUGAUGAAAAGACCGAUGAUAAACCAAAAUCUCUGCAGUGCAAUGAAAAAGUUAAUAAGAUUAAUUUUGUAAAUACAAGUACAGAACAAGUACAGAAAUUGAAUAAUAAUGAAAGAAAAGAUAUGGGUAAGCAAAAACGCAAAAUAUCAGAAGUCGAUGAUAUUUCGAACAUAAAGAAUAAUGGUAUAGAUAAAAAAAUUAAGACAGAAUUAAGCCAAGAAAUAAAUGGUCUGUUAACAAAGGAUAAUUAUAAACAAAAUGAUAUUAAAUCACAAAACUAUACAUCUUUACCUGUAAAUAAUGUAACUGUUAAGCCACAGUUGAUUAUUAAGGAGAGGAAAAAUAUAUCUCUUCCAGAACAAGAUGUAUUUCCUAUGUUUAUCAGUUUAUGCUUACAAAAAAAACGAGAACCCGCAAUGGAGAUUAUUGUUAAUAAACUUAAAAGACGAUAUGAUUUAAUGAAUCCUAUGUAUGCAAAAUCAGAAGCUUUUCAGAAUUUUUUGAAUAAAAAACGUAAUGCUAUUUUGUCUUCUGACAAUAUGAUAUAUCAUCAUAUUAUGGAUGUCAAGACUGAAAUGAAAUCUAGAGCUAAAGGAACUUCAAAAAUGUCUGCUCAAAUUGAAACAAGUAAAAGUAAUGUUUAUAAGGAUACAUCAUCAUGUUCCAAAUCAUCUUCAUCUUCAGGUAUUUUUAAUAAUAUGGAAUCAGAGGAAAUAAAUGAAGAAGAUUAUGAAGAUAAUACCAUGGAUGUUCAUAUGGAAAACAGACUUAAGAAAAUAGUAAAAGUAAUGAAUAUAUGUGAGAGAAGAAUAAAAACAUUGGAAGAGGCUGAAGUAAAUUUUUCUGAUGAAGAUAACAGUAAUUACAUUAAGCUUGAAAAAUAUAAAGAAAGAAUGGUAAAAUUGUACAAUGAGUAUUGCCGUAUAACAGGUGAUAAUGCAGAUGCAGGUCGCCCAUACUUGAGACCAAAGCAUUUAAAUCCAACUCAAAUUGUUAUUGUGGAUCAAGCAAUUACGAAUUUUAUAAAUGCAAAGAUCACUAAAAGAAAUAGACUAAAACGAAAUGGCAGAUUUACAGAUGAUUUAAUAUUCCCAGAUUACACGGACAUCUUGAAAUGCGUGUCAGAUUGUAAUGAAAAAAAUAAUUUAGGAUUAGAUAGAAAAAAACAGUCUCAGAUCGCUAAAAAGGCAUUUACUAAUUUGGGAGAACACUUACAACGUGCUAGGCGCAAUGAUUAUUGGGAUACAUUUUCUCUAUCUUUGGAAAAUAAACAAGAAGAUCCAGCCUUAAAAGAUCAUGAACUUGCACAAAAAUUACGUACAAAUCGAGAGAUCGGAGAAAAGAAAUUAUCUCAAGUAUUUCAAGACUAUGUGAAAAAACAAGAGGAAAUGAAAAAUUCCUUAUUAGAAGAUAAGGCAGAUACAGAAAAUGAUGAUGAUGAUGAUGAAGAUAACAAUAUAGAAUCUAAAGAUGAGGAUGAGCACAGUGAGGAGGAUGAUGAAGAUGACGAAGAUGAAAAUGAUAUUGUAGAAGAUGAAGAUGAAGGUGAAGAAGAUAAAGCUAGUAUUAAUAGCAGUGAAAAAAAUAAAAACAAAAACAAACAUAUCUUGGAAAAUGAGACUAAUUCAAAAAAUGAUUUAACAAGUACAUGUGAGGAUAAAGAUAAGGAUGUUUUAAUAAAAAAUAUAAAUGAAGUAAGAUAUGAUAUAAACGUAGGACUUUCUGAAAAGGUGAAUGAAGAAUCAAGUUCAGCAAUAAAAUCAGAAGUAUCAAUUAUUCAACAAUCAUCCACAUUAAAUAACAAUGAUGCUAAAGAUAAAACAGAUGAAAUUAUGCUGGUGGACAAUGACUGCGAUGAAGCAACAGGAGGUAGUAAACCUCUGUUACGUGUACGUUCCUUUGCAAAACAUCCUACAACUUGGGAAGACAACAAGCAAAAAUUUCAAAAUUCGGGAAAUGGAGCAACAAAAGAAGUGAUUGAUCUCACAAAUGAUGUAGCUAUAACAAAAGUAGAGGUACCUAAUUUCAAAAUUCAAACAGCUAUACUUCCUUCAAAGAAUACAUACAAGGCUUUGGUGAUACCUGCAAAUUUGGCAAGUAAAAGUAUUAUCAAUGUUAAGAAUAUUACAAAUAAUUACUUAAAAGUAAAUCCAAGAAAUAUUACUGCAAAUAAAUCAAACAUAAAAUCUUUAUCUGUGGUAAAACAAGUAGUUGAUGUAAGUUCCGUUAAUACUAUUAUACAUUUACCACAUUCUUCUAAUCGACAAAAUACAAAUAAUAAUGGAAAUAAUAACGGAACAAAACAAAAUAAAACUAUCGUGCACCUUCUUGUACCAGCAGAACAAGUACAUACAACAAAUUCGAUAGGAAUGUCCAUUAUAGGAAGUUCAAAAAAUAAACCAAAAUGACUGCGAACAAAACCAAAAUAUGUAUACUUUGAUCACUAUAAUGACAUUUAUAGUUUAGAAAAACUUAGCACUUUGGUGUUAAGUAUUUUAUAUGUAUAUUUAAACAUUAAAAUAAUUGUAUUUAUAUGUAGAAAUCAAGAAUUCAAAUAAUGAAUAAUACAUAAACAAUUAAUUACAAUUAAAACCAUUUAAUUGAUAAAUGAUCGUAAAACUUGUGUAAAAGUAUAUAUGUAUGCUUCGUUUUUAAUUAUAUACUUUAAGUAUUCGUGUUUCUAUACAUUCAUAUAUUGCAAUAUUAAUCGUGUUAAAACAAAUUCAGUAUCUAAUAAAUUUUCUACGAUAUCAAAAUGAUCAAUGUUGUCGCGUAAUAAAAUAUACUCUACGUUAUCCACAAAAGACAUAAUUUUCUGAAAGAAAGAGAAAAAAAAAAAAAAAAGAAAAAAGAAUAUUAUUUUGAACUUAAUAAUUUCACAUAUAGGAAUUUUAUAAAUUUUAUGUAUUGUAAGACUUACUUGAGCAUAUUCACGUGUUUCGUUAAUAAAUACAGGAGAAUCACACUCUCCUACAGUAACGAUUACUUUUAAAUUUUUGAUAGGUUUAUAUUCUUUAGUAUCGAGAGUAGAAAAACUUAAUUCUUUAAUAUCAUCUCUAAAAGAAAAUCGUUAAAAGAUAUAACGUGGGAAAUAUGAAAAACGAAAAAAUUAUAUGAUACUUACUCCGUAAGUUUUAAAGCUUCAUUAUACGAGGUAUUGGUAAGAGGUCCUAAAUUAUAAAUUCCGCCAGCGAGCAACAGACCUUUUAUCAAUUGAAAAUAUCCUCGCUUCGUCAUACAUUCAAUCCAUUUUGUAUCGUGUAAAAAUGCGGCUGCUAAAUGUGCACCGGCACUGUGACCGCAUAUCCAAACGCAUCUGUAGUAUAUUAAUGUUCAAUAAUAUUACGCGAUAUCAAUUCAAAUAAACUUCAUAUAUGACCUUUUCGUAAUAAGAAUUAACGUAUUCUAGCGUUAUAAGUAUUCAUACCGACAUCCAGAAUUUACAGCAGAACUUAAAAUUGUCUCAAUUGCAAUUUUUAUUUGAGAAAUUAUAUCCUGUAAUUUAACUGAAAAAUUAACAAGUUAAUUUUGCGUUCUUGUUUUCAUUAAACAUGAUAUAAAUUAUUAUUAUUAUUAUUAUUAUUAUUAUUAUUAUUAUUAUUAUUAUUAUUAUUAUUAUUAUUUUUAUAUAUUAUUAUUAUAUAUAAUAAUAAUAAUAAAGAUUUAUGAAUAGAUUUUACCAUUAGGACAUAGAUCAUAUCCGAUCGAUACAACUUUAAUUUUAUUGGCGACAAGAACUGGGACUGAAAAUCCUCCGAAAUCUUUACUUAAUUCUUGCCAAUAACCACCAUGAAUAUAUAUAAAUAUUGGUGCAUCUAAAAAGUUAAAAAAAAAAUACAAGUAAAUUUUUAUAUAAAAUAAUUUUUUUUUUAGUUACAUUGGUACCAUUGGGUAAGUCGGUUCCAUAAAUAUCAUAUUUCGUACGCUCUGUUGGACCAUAUGGGAUGUCUAAAAGACACUUUGUAGUGUUUCUUGCUUUUUUCGUUACUGUAAUAUAAUAAAAAAAGGAUUUGUUUUCUAAUUAAAAUUUAAAAACAUAAAUAUAACAAUAGUCAUACCGUUCACUGCAAAGAUUAAAAAUCGUGAUAUUAAUUCUUCCGGUUUAAAUCUUUUACUCCAUUCACUUGGUGAGUAAAGUACUUCUUGCUAAUGUGAAAUAAACAAAUCCUUGUUAAAAUGUAUUGAAAAAAUAUAUAAUCCAAUUAUACGAAUUAUUUAAAUAUUUUGAAACGAAUAACUACGAUGUAUUUUGAAACUCAAAUAAAUUAUUGAUUGUAUAAGA